Molecule: messenger RNA, 762 nt
Organism: Strongylus vulgaris
Lineage: Eukaryota; Metazoa; Nematoda; Chromadorea; Rhabditida; Strongylidae
Source: the annotation of a GenBank genome assembly
AUGACGUCGUCGAUGUCCUUACCGUCGCUACGGCAAAUUCCACCAACAUUGCCGCACGUUCCCUCAAUUCCAAGUUCACCUGCUCCUUUGCCUGCAAGACCUGUUCCACGAAAACCAGCACCGGUAGUAAUGACAACACCAAACAUUUCACCCACCACAUCUAAUCCACGAAGUGAUGGUUCAUUCGCCGUUCCACAAGAUCCAGUGAUGAGAAAGCCUUCUAUUCCACUAAGUCGCCCCAGCACCUCCACCGAUGAGAAAGAAAAGAUGGUGAACCGACCAAAAUCGCCAGAAUUUGAAAUGGGAAAAUUACCUGUUAAGAACUAUGUUCCCUCUCAUUUUAUGAAAGGAACUAUGAUACAAAUGGCGAGUGGAAAAUUGAAGAAGGUGGAAGAGAUGUCUUCAGAUGAUUUUCUCUUGGCUGCUCCAUUGACUCGAGAAUUCAACGUUGAUGCAAGUGUUGUUAUGGAAAUCGCUAGAGCUUCUACUCUGGCUCGAGUCAAAUUUGCUGUUGGGCAAACUCAGUACGAGAUCCCAGCAUUUCUGUCUCUCGCUAGCCUCAUCCACGAGUUGGUAUUUAACUGCGGCGACGUUCGCGAGGUCCAGAUCCAUUACUCGUUACCAGCUGAGAAUUCAGCUGGUCCAUCUGCGCAACGAACACGUCAACCCAUCUGGUCGGUGGCCUCCCCCGAGGACGUUUUGCUUCGCGAGGAAUCCAUUCCAGAUUUCUUAGUGCCUUCUGUCGUCUGUCCUUCUCAUUAA